GCAGAGAAACUGUUUGUGUGUGUGACAGAGUAAAGCGGCACCUACAACCCUCACCAUCUGAUAUCCGAGCUGGGCACCGCUCUGGAUGCAGCCAUAGAGGGAUAUUGUUCAAGGAAUGGAGUACCUGGAACUGAAACGGCUUGUGCAUUGGGACCUGCUUGCUGCCAGAAAUAUUUUUAUAUCAGAAAAAGGAGAAGCCAAGAUAAGUGAUUCUGGUCUAAGCCACAGCUACAGCAAGAUGACCUCAGCAGGCUUCCGAUUAAAUGGACGGCACCAUAGAAAUUCUCUUCCCGCCCAGAUGUAUGGAGUUUUGGUGUGCUGCUAUGGGAGAUAUAUUCAUAUGGACAGGCUCCAUACCCCAAAAUGGCUGUCUUUUCAGGACACACUCACCUUGUUUAGGCAACACAGGAAGGACAGUGAGAGUGAAAGAAGGACUUCGGAGAUUGUAAAGGGAGAUUUAUCACAUAGAGUGUGGCAUUCAAACAUGGCAUUCAUGUUAAAAGCGAUGAUGGGAUCUUCAAUGAAGAACUUGGGGAAUAACCUCGGAGGUGAAGCAGAGGUGAAGGAAAAUCCAGAUGGAAAGGAGACAGCAGAGUCCAAGGGAAUGACACGGGAAGAGUUUGAGGAGUAUCAGAGACAACUAGUGGAAGAGAAAAUAGAACGAGAUCACGCCUUUGCACAUAAGAAAGCAGAGCGAGCAGCUGUCAGAAUGCACAUGAGGGACAAAUACAGACUUCCACAGAGUGAAAAGGAUGAUGCCCAGCUGCAGAUGGUGGGAGGAGAAGUUGAACUUCCAGAGGAUCUGGCUAAAAUGGUGCAAGAAGAUGAGGAAGAGGAGGAAGAGCAGGACUCCUUACUGUCCAUGUUGCCAGAAUUUGAUAUUGAUGCCCUCAAGGUACGAGCACAAGGCACAUAUACUGAGGUCCGCAGGGUGGCUGAAGAAAAGUGUGUGCUUAUGUGACAGCUUCUACAGUCUGGCAUUAUGAAGCUACAAGAAGAAGAUGGAAAUACAAUGAGAAGGUGGAAAGGCACCAACAAAUGUGACUCCUCUAUAUGAUACUUGGUUUGACAGGCACUUCUGCACAAGUUAAUACUUUGGAUUGGCUAAACAAGCAAUAGAGCAUGGAUUCUGCUAUUUAUUAGAUCUAAGAAGCAAUAGCAAAUUUACACCACACGAGAGCUCACAUCCUAACACUUUCACAGUCUAGCACAGACAUUUAACAAAUAAUGCGAAUCUCAUAUCAAAGCCUGAAAAACAAACAGUGCACCUUAACACUUUCAAAUUCACUAUUAUACAGUUCAGAGCUUAACUUAAUAAAGUUUUUACUACACAAUU
Molecule: messenger RNA, 1336 nt
Organism: Xenopus laevis (African clawed frog)
Lineage: Eukaryota; Metazoa; Chordata; Amphibia; Anura; Pipidae
Product: provisional ortholog of complexin 4 L homeolog
Exons: 7
Coding region: 116-961 (281 amino acids)
Biological process (GO): synaptic vesicle exocytosis; neurotransmitter transport; regulation of neurotransmitter secretion
Cellular component (GO): terminal bouton; synapse; SNARE complex
Molecular function (GO): SNARE binding
Source: RefSeq, a predicted model, not a curated record